AUGGACACGUUCACACCGUUAUUCAGCUUCACCUGCUUCUAUGGCGCAUUUAGCAUCUUACUGUAUAUUCUAACGUUCGUGUUAAUUUGCAAAGAUUCCAAGACAUUUCCUGGAAGCUUCUUCACACUAUAUAAGGCGAAUUUUUUCUAUAAUAUUCUCACAUUUGCCAAUUCUUUUAUUACUGUCCGAAUACCAAAUGCCACGUGUAAAACUUGCAAACUCGCAAGUUUCUUCGAAGAUCAGAUAUCUGGAAGAAACGAAUUUCCACUUCGGAUAUUUUCGUGCAUUCAUUACAGUAUGGCCUAUGUUCAAUACUCGAUGAUAUUCCUAGUUUCUGCCAACCGAUUCACCCAGUUCUUUUAUUACAAUCAUAAUGAUUUACUCGCCAUGUUGGACGACUCGAAAGUCAAAAACGAAUUGUUCGAAAAACUGCCCAAUUCGGCGUUUAUACUUGGAUUUACUGGAUUUCAAUUGUCAUGCUACGCUUUGUAUGUCGCCACCGUCGCAUUCCUCUUCAAAAAUUCGCAACGAUUUUUGGGUAUCCAGUUUUAUCUAUACAAAUGGAACUUCUUAUUCAUUAGAGAAAAGAUUGUCUACCGAAAGGAAUACGAAGAUGUGUUUGUGAGUAUCAUCGACUCUCCAAUUGCACUACGAUCUAUUAAAACUGCUAUAGUCGAGAAUGGACGAAUUUAG
Molecule: messenger RNA, 693 nt
Organism: Caenorhabditis bovis
Lineage: Eukaryota; Metazoa; Nematoda; Chromadorea; Rhabditida; Rhabditidae
Source: the annotation of a GenBank genome assembly